This is a messenger RNA of Ambispora leptoticha, 294 nucleotides long. Lineage: Eukaryota; Fungi; Glomeromycota; Glomeromycetes; Archaeosporales; Ambisporaceae. The record is from the annotation of a GenBank genome assembly.
UUACUCAUUGAAUCAUACGAAUAUGAACAAGUAUAUGUUCCUGAAAUUCUUAAAGAGUUACAUAAUCUUGUUCCUGCUAUGAAUGAUUAUUUUAAUCUUGUACCAACAGUUAAAAGACAAAUUGAAGAAUCUGAAUUAACUUUUAUUUUAUAUGAGUCUUUUGUUUUGCCUAAUAAAGAACGAGUAAGGGCUACAAAAAAUUUUUACAAUGAACUAAUGUUCAGUAAUGUUUCUAUUCAUAUAGACCCUGAACAGGAUGAAUUUAAAAAGUUUGAUAGAUUUUGCUUUGCAAAA